Pungitius pungitius (ninespine stickleback) is the source of this 1466-nucleotide messenger RNA. RefSeq lists its product as uncharacterized. The transcript has 6 exons. The coding region runs from base 378 to 1034 and encodes 218 amino acids. NCBI's taxonomy places the organism in Eukaryota, Metazoa, Chordata, Actinopteri, Perciformes, Gasterosteidae. The record is from RefSeq and is a predicted model, not a curated record.
AAGUACAUAAAUAAAUAAUUGAAGUAAAUCUUCUAUGCCCAUUGACCUUCAUUAAACAAGUAACACGAGUAUUAAAUAGACUGAAGCUGAAAACGUGACCAACGGGGAUCUAAACACAAACUAUUUGACACCUUUUCCAACAUAACUCGGCAGUUGCUGUUACCACUACAACGCACGUGACAUCCCGCUAACUAGGUGUUGCCAGACAAGAAACGUGACGUCACGCUAGCUAGCGGUUGUCAUAUAACGCACAUGACGUCACGCCAGCUAGCUGUUGCCAGACAAGAAACGUGACGUCCCGCUAACUAGCAUUAGCUGCAGCUGCUCCCAGCUUAGCGCCAGGUGAGUUCUCAUCGCCUCGUUGUGGACAUUUAAGGAUGAGUCGGGGAGACCAGCAGCCGACGGAUUCCAAAGCGAGCUCGUUUUUCCCGAGAAGUACGUCCACAGUGUCUCUGGACGAGCGCUUCUCUCAGGUGUUGGUAGACCAGCGGAGCCUCUCUAGAGGUGUUACCUUUGACCCUGCCAUGCUGCAGCAGCAGGAGGGGUGUGUGUCCCCACGUGUGGUGCUGCUGGUGGAGACAGAGAGGUCAUGGCCGCUCUGCCUGCCGCGCUCCAGGAGGAGCAGCGUCUGGACUCGACUCGGCUGGCGGCAGAGCACGUCCAGACCUCCGGGCUUCUGGAGCUUCAUGAACAAGUACAGGUGGACAAGGAGCUCCGCCUCCACUUGCAGACGACCAGGAAACCUUCACAGACCACUCGGGAAGCGUCGCCUCGUGAGGAUGAAAAAGGUCAGCAAAAUGAUCGGACGAACACACCUGCAGAGGGGCGGGGUCACUUCCUCUGGGAGGCGGUGCGUGGGCAAAGGCCGCAUUCCGACGAAGCGUCAGCUGGACGCACAGCUGGACGAGUACAUGGCCAAGACCAAGAGCCGGUUGGACGCACAGCUGGACGAGUACAUGUCCAUGACCAAGAGCCGCCUGGACGCUCAGUUGGACGAGUACAUGUCCAUGACGGGCCCCGCGCUCUGGGACUGAGGGACUGGGGCGGGUUUCCUACUAGUUGUCUUUAGUGUUGAUUUGGAUCUGGAGAGCUUAGGUUUGUCCCCCAGGUGGUGUUUUACCUGGUUUGUUUUUGUUAAGUGACCUCUCUACGUUGGAGCUUUCUCCCUUUUGUGACUGAGGCGCCUCUUUUGUGCCCAGAAUUUAAAGUUUAAUAUUUUAAUAAAAAACGUUCUCUAAUGAGUCCACUUUGUUUACUUCAGGUGUUUAAGUCCAUCGUUCCACUUUUGUCCUGCAAUACCGAUCCAGGGCCCCGUUCCUCGUACGUGGUUCAGCUAAGUCGAUCAAAUGUCCCACGAUCAGCUCAAAUUGAGAUGAUCGACAUCAAGGAUUUAUUUAACACAACGGCAAAUAAACUUAAAGGAAGAUGAGCAGAUGAUUAAAAAGCUUAUGUAUCAUAUGUGUGUG